Molecule: messenger RNA, 3694 nt
Organism: Myotis brandtii (Brandt's bat)
Lineage: Eukaryota; Metazoa; Chordata; Mammalia; Chiroptera; Vespertilionidae
Gene: EHMT2
Product: euchromatic histone-lysine N-methyltransferase 2
Cellular component (GO): nucleus
Molecular function (GO): p53 binding; zinc ion binding; protein-lysine N-methyltransferase activity
Source: RefSeq, a predicted model, not a curated record
GGCCGCGGGAGGGGGGGCGCCCACAGAGGGAGAGGUAGGCCCCGGAGCCUGCUCUCUCUUCCCAGGGCCCAGGCGUCUUGGGCCCCCCAACUUCCUACCGGGCUGACCAGCCCUCCUAUCCCUGGUGUCGCCCCUCAGGGGGAGGGCCCCGCUGAGAUGGGGGCUCUGGUGCUGGACAAGGAGCCCAGAGGAGCCGUCGAGCGAGUUCACGGCUCUUUUGGGGACACCCCUCGUAGUGAGGAGACCCUGCCCAAGGCCAACCCCGACUCCCUGGAGCCUGCUGGCCCCUCAUCCCCAGCCUCUGUCACCGUGACUGUUGGCGACGAGGGCGCCGACACCCCUGUAGGAGCCACACCACUCAUUGGGGAUGAACCUGAGAAUCUGGAGGGCGAUGGGGACCUCCACGGGGGGCGCGUCCUGCUGGGCCAUGCCACAAAGUCAUUCCCCUCUUCCCCCAGCAAAGGGGGUGCCUGUCCCAGCCGCGCCAAGAUGUCAAUGACGGGGGCGGGGAAGUCACCCCCCUCGGUCCAGAGUUUGGCGAUGAGGCUGCUGAGUAUGCCUGGGGCCCAGGGGGCAGCGGCAGGGCCUGAACCCCCUCCGGCUACAAACAGCCCAGAGGGGCAGCCCAAGGUCCACCGAGCCAGGAAAACCAUGUCCAAGCCGGGCAAUGGACAGCCCCCAGUCCCCGAGAAGCGGCCCCCUGAAGUACAGCAUUUCCGCAUGAGUGACGACGUGCACCCCCUGGGGAAGGUGGCCUCAGAUGUGGCCAAAAGGAGGAAGCUGAACUCUGGAGGCGGCCUGUUGGAGGAGUUGGGGUCUGCCCGGGGCUCAGGAGAGAUGACCCUGGAGAAGGCGAAUGCGGGGCUCCAGGAGGAGUGGGAGACGGUGGUGGGGGAUGACUUCAGCCUCUACUAUGACUCCUACUCUGUGGACGAGCGUGUGGACUCAGACAGCAAGUCUGAGGUUGAAGCACUGGCUGAACAACUGAGUGAGGAAGAGGAGGAAGAGGAGGAGGAAGAAGAGGAGGAGGAGGAGGAGGAAGAGGAAGACGAGGAGUCUGGCAAUCAAUCUGACAAGAGUGGUUCCAGCGGCCGGAGAAAAGCCAAAAAGAAAUGGCGGAAGGACAGCCCCUGGGUGAAGCCGUCCCGGAAACGGCGGAAGCGGGAGCCUCCACGGGCCAAGGAGCCACGAGGAGUGAAUGGUGUGGGCUCCUCAGGCCCCAGUGAGUACAUGGAGGUCCCUCUGGGGUCCCUGGAGCUGCCCAGCGAGGGGACCCUCUCCCCCAACCACGCUGGGGUGUCCAACGAUACGUCUUCCCUGGAGACGGAGCGCGGGCUGGAGGAGCUGCCCCUGUGCAGCUGCCGCAUGGAGGCGCCCAAGAUCGACCGCAUCAGCGAAAGAGCGGGUCACAAGUGCAUGGCCACGGAGAGCGUGGACGGAGAGCUGUCGGGCUGCAACGCCGCCAUCCUCAAGCGGGAGACCAUGAGGCCCUCGAGCCGCGUGGCCCUGAUGGUGCUCUGCGAGGCGCACCGGGCCCGCAUGGUCAAGCACCACUGCUGCCCGGGCUGCGGCUACUUCUGUACAGUGGGCACCUUUCUGGAGUGCCACCCCGACUUCCGUGUGGCCCAUCGCUUCCACAAGGCCUGUGUGUCCCAGAUGAACGGCAUGGUCUUCUGUCCCCACUGUGGGGAGGAUGCAUCCGAGGCCCAGGAGGUGACCAUCCCCCGGGGGGACGGAGUGACCCCACCAGCUGGCACUGCAGCCCCCGCGCCCCCACCCCUGGCCCAGGAUGCCCCUGGGAGAGCGGAUACCUCCCAGCCCAGGUACCGGCCUCCCCCCGCCCCCCGUCUCUUCCCUGUCGCUCCCCGUCGCCCUAAGACAUUAGCCCCUUCUCCCACAGCGCCCGGAUGCGUCUCGGCCCUGGGCCUGCCACCUGGGCCAGGCCGGGAGGCCCUGGAAAAGGCCCUGGUCAUCCAGGAGUCCGAGCGGCGGAAGAAACUCCGCUUCCACCCCCGGCAGUUGUACCUGUCAGUGAAGCAGGGGGAGCUGCAGAAGGUGGUCCUGAUGCUGUUGGACAACCUGGACCCCAACUUCCAGAGCGACCAGCAGAGCAAGCGCACACCCCUGCACGCGGCCGCCCAGAAGGGCUCCGUGGAGAUCUGCCACGUGCUGCUGCAGGCUGGAGCCAACAUCAACGCCGUGGACAAGCAGCAGCGGACGCCGCUGAUGGAGGCCGUGGUGAACAACCACCUGGAGGUGGCCCGCUACAUGGUGCAGCGCGGCGGGUGUGUCUACAGCAAGGAGGAGGACGGCUCCACCUGCCUCCACCACGCAGCCAAAAUCGGGAACUUGGAGAUGGUCAGCCUGCUGCUCAGCACAGGACAGGUGGACGUCAACGCCCAGGACAGUGGGGGGUGGACGCCCAUCAUCUGGGCCGCAGAGCACAAGCACAUCGAGGUGAUCCGCAUGCUGCUGACGCGCGGCGCCGACGUCACCCUCACAGACAACGAGGAAAACAUCUGCCUGCACUGGGCCUCCUUCACCGGCAGCGCCGCCAUCGCAGAGGUCCUCCUGAACGCCCGCUGCGACCUCCACGCUGUCAACUACCACGGGGACACGCCCCUGCACAUCGCAGCCCGGGAGAGCUACCACGACUGUGUGCUGCUGUUCCUGUCGCGUGGAGCGAACCCUGAGCUGCGCAACAAGGAGGGGGACACUGCGUGGGACCUGACUCCCGAGCGCUCUGACGUGUGGUUUGCGCUCCAGCUCAACCGCAAGCUGCGGCUCGGCGUGGGCAACCGGGCCGUCCGCACGGAGAAGAUCAUCUGCCGGGACGUGGCUCGGGGCUAUGAGAACGUGCCCAUUCCCUGCGUCAACGGUGUGGACGGGGAGCCGUGCCCCGAGGAUUACAAGUACAUCUCAGAGAACUGCGAGACUUCCACCAUGAACAUUGACCGCAACAUCACCCACCUGCAGCACUGCACCUGUGUGGACGACUGCUCCAGCUCCAACUGCCUGUGCGGCCAGCUCAGCAUUCGCUGCUGGUAUGACAAGGACGGGCGGCUGCUCCAGGAAUUUAACAAGAUCGAGCCCCCGCUGAUCUUCGAGUGUAACCAGGCCUGCUCCUGCUGGAGAAACUGCAAGAACCGGGUGGUGCAGAGCGGCAUCAAGGUUCGACUGCAGCUCUACCGAACAGCCAAGAUGGGCUGGGGGGUCCGCGCCCUGCACACCAUCCCCCAAGGAACCUUCAUCUGCGAGUAUGUCGGGGAGCUGAUCUCCGACGCCGAGGCGGACGUCAGAGAGGAUGAUUCUUACCUCUUCGACUUGGACAACAAGGAUGGAGAGGUGUACUGCAUCGAUGCCCGUUACUACGGCAACAUCAGCCGGUUCAUCAACCACCUAUGUGACCCCAACAUCAUCCCUGUCCGGGUCUUCAUGCUGCACCAAGACCUGCGGUUUCCACGCAUCGCCUUCUUCAGUUCCCGGGACAUCCGCACCGGGGAGGAGCUGGGGUUUGACUAUGGCGACCGCUUCUGGGACAUCAAAAGCAAAUAUUUCACCUGCCAGUGUGGCUCGGAGAAGUGCAAACACUCGGCCGAGGCCAUUGCCCUAGAGCAGAGCCGCCUGGCCCGCCUGGACCCCCACCCCGAGCUGCUGCCUGAGCUGGGCUCCCUGCCCCCUGUCAACCCCUGAG